UUCCAGCCUGUGCAUUUACAUCAGAGCCGUCAAGUGAAAGCAAGUGAUUGUGGCUUGCAAGCUGAAUCGUAGCGUUAUUUUGUUUGGGAGGGGCUGGACGACUUGGGAACAUGUCACAAUUCAAGAGGACCACGUCCAGCCGGACGGCCAGGAUGAGCUCGGACGGCGGUGGCGGGCGGCCCCCCAAGGUGGGCUCCCUGGUGGAGGUAAUCGGCAAGGGUCAGCGCGGCACCGUGGCCUACAUGGGCGCUACCCUCUUUGCCUCGGGCAAGUGGGUGGGCGUCAUCCUGGACGAGGCCAAGGGCAAGAACGACGGCACCGUGCAGGGCAAGCGCUACUUCACCUGCCAGGACGGCCACGGCAUUUUUGUCAGACAGUCACAGAUCCAACUAGUUGACGACGGCGCCGACACCACGUCCCCGGAAACGCCCGAGCCCGGCGCCACCAAGGUGCCCAAACGAGACAUCCUGGACACGUCCAAGUCCACCAAACUGCGAGGAAUCAAGGCCAGAAAGACGGCGGCUCCUCGAAAGACCACAGCGAGACGGCCCAAGGCAAGCCGUCCCGCAGGCUCCGGCGGCAAGGCUCCGGCGUCGGGCUCGGCAUCGGGCUCGACCGGUGAGAUGAGCAGCAGUGAGGCCAGCACGCCGGCGCAGACGCCGCUGGCCGCCCCGGUCAUCCCCACGCUGCACUCGCCGGGGAAGCCGCUGCCGCCCGUACCCAGCAAGGAGGAAAUCGCCAUGGCAACGCAGGAGGAGGAGGCCUUGCACGCUCAAGUGAAGGACCUGGAGGAGAAGCUGGAGACCCUGAAACUGAAGCGCACCGAGGACAAGGCCAAGCUGAAGGAGCUGGAGAAGCACAAAAUCCAGCUGGAGCAGCUGCAGGAGUGGAGGAGCAAGAUGCAGGAGCAGCAGGCUGAGUUGCAGAAGCAACUCAAGGAGGCCAAGCGGGAGGCCAAGGAAGCCCUGGAGGCCAAGGAGCGCUACAUGGAGGAGAUGUCGGACACGGCCGACGCCAUCGAGAUGGCCACGCUGGACAAGGAGAUGGCCGAGGAGCGCGCCGAGUCCUUGCAGCUGGAGGUGGACUCCAUGAAGGAGAAGGUGGACGAGCUCACCAUGGACCUGGAGAUCCUCAAGCAUGAGAUCGAGGAGAAAGGUUCGGAUGGCGCUGCGUCCAGUUAUCACGUCAAACAGCUGGAGGAGCAAAACGGCAGAUUGAAGGAAGCUCUGGUCAGGAUGCGAGAUCUGUCAGCGUCGGAGAAGCAGGAGCACGUGAAACUGCAGAAGCAAAUGGAGAAGAAGAACGUGGAGCUGGACGCUUUGAGGGCCCACAAGGAGAAGCUGCAAGAAGAAAUGGCGGCGGCUGAGAAGACCGUUGACGAGCUCAAAGAGCAGGUGGAUGCAGCUUUGGGAGCGGAGGAGAUGGUGGAGACCCUGACGGAGAGGAACUUGGAUCUGGAGGAGAAAGUGCGGGAGCUGAGGGAGACCGUUAGCGACCUGGAGGCCAUCAACGAGAUGAACGACGAGCUGCAGGAGAACGCCCGCGAGACGGAGCUAGAGCUGCGGGAGAUGCUGGACCUGAGCGGGACCCGCGUGCGAGAGGCCGACAAGCGAGUGGAGGCGGCACAGGAGACGGUGGCCGACUACCAGCAGACCAUCAGCAAGUACCGCCAGCUCACUGCUCACCUGCAGGAAGUCAACCGAGAGCUGACCAGCCAGCAGGAAGCUUCGGCCGAGCUCCAGCAGCAGCCGCCCGCUGAGAUGUUUGACUUCAAGAUCAAGUUUGCCGAGACAAAGGCCCACGCCAAGGCCGUGGAGAUGGAGCUGAGGAAGAUGGAGGUGGCGCAGGCCAACAGGCAUGUUGCCCUGCUCACUGCGUUCAUGCCAGAGUCCUUCCUGCGCCACGGAGGCGACCAUGACUGCAUCCUAGUGCUGCUGCUCAUCCCCAGACUCGUCUGCAAGGCAGAGCUGAUCAGCAAACAAGCACAAGAGAAGUUCGACCUGAAGGAGAACAGCGCCGAGCGAACGGGACUGCGCGGCUCAGCUGGCGAGCGGCUGAGCUUCGCCGGCGGUCUGGUCUACUCGCUGAGCCUCCUGCAGGCCACUCUCCACAAAUACGAGCAAGCACUGUGCGAGUGCAGCGUGGAGGUGUACAAGAAGAUCGGCUCGCUCUACUCGGAAAUGAGCGUCCACGAGCGCUCGCUGGACUUCCUCAUCGGGCUGCUUAGCAAGGACCAGCUGGACGAGACCGUCAACGUGGAGGCGCUCACCAAGGCCAUCAAGUACUACCAGCAACUGUACAGCAUCCACCUGGCGGAGCAGGAUGAGGAUUGCACCAUGCAGCUGGCCGACCACAUCAGAUUCACGCAGAGCGCGCUGGACUGCAUGUGGGUGGAGGCGGGCCGCCUGCGGGCCUUCCUGCACGCCGGCCAGGAGAAGGCCCAGCUGGCCGCACUGCUCAAGGACCUGGAGACGUCCUGUGGCGACGUGCAGCAGUUCUGCAAAAAGAUCCGACGACGCAUGCCUGGCACCGACGCGCCCGGCAUCCCGUCGGCGCUCGCCUUCGGUCAGCAGGUGUCAGAGACGCUGCGCGAAUGCCGCAAGCAGCUGACAUGGGCGGUGGCGCUGCUGCAGGAGGUGGCGGCGGCCGGCGCUCAGAUGAUGUCGCCACUGGGCGAGCAGGAGGGGCUGGCGGCCGUCAAGCUGGAGGACGUGGCUUUCAAGGCCGCCGAGCAGAUUUACGGCCGUCCGGGCGCCAACCCCUACGAGUGUCUGCGUCAGUCAUGCUGCGUCGUCAUAGCGACCAUGAACAAGAUGGCCACUGCCAUGCAGGAGGGAGAGUACGACGCCGAGCGGCCUCACCCCAAGGCUCCGCCCCCUGUCGAGCUGCGGGCGGCGGCUCUCCGUGCGGAAAUGACGGACGCGGAAGGUUUGGGGAUGAAGCUGGAGGACAGAGAGACGGUCAUCAAGGAGCUCAAGAAGUCACUCAAGAUUAAGGGCGAAGAACUGAGCGAGGCCAACGUGCGGCUGAGCCUGCUGGAGAAGAAGCUGGACAGCUCGUCCAAAGAUGCAGACGAGCGCGUGGAGAAAAUCCAAACCCGACUGGAUGAAGCUCACAACCUCCUCAAGAAGAAAGAGAAGGACUUUGAGGAGACGAUGGACGCCCUGCAGGCCGACAUUGACCAGCUUGAGGCAGAGAAGGCCGAGCUCAAGCAACGUGUCGGCGGACAGGCCAAGACAGCCGGUGACGGGCCAAGGGCCAGCGGCCCGCCUGGACUUGAAGAGGAGCAAAAAGCAAACCUGUCGGGCGCGGGCAUCCAGGUGGUGGACUCACCGCUGUUGACGCAUCAGCUGGAAGCUCAGAGGCUCUGCAUCAAGCAGUUGAAGAACCAAAACAACUGGUUGAAGGCGGAGAAAAUGCGCAGCCAGCUGGCGGCGCUGCCACCAUUGCGGGUCACCAAGCUGCCAUCCAGGGACGGGCCCGCGCCUUUCUCCGGCGCCCUCUACAGGAAGACGGACCAGCUGCUGGAGACCCUGCUGCAGAUGAGCGCUAACGUCAAAGUGGUCGACAUUACUGGGAAAUGUCCCGUGACGCCGAGCGCUCAGCUUCUGGAGCAGACGGCUCGCUUGCAGUCGCUGCGAGACACACUCGACAGGCUCAAGGGCGAGGUGGCCGAACACGUGGUCAAGCAGCAGCCCGGCGCCAGGGUGUCUUCCGACUUUGCCACCUUUCCCUCCGCCUCCUUCGUUAAGGCCAAGGAAGAGAAUGCAGGCUCAUGCGUGGUGGGCCGGGUGAUGGUUCCAUGUCCUAGAGGUCAGGAGCAGGUCCACCGUGUACUCCUGACACAACGUCAGCUCCACCAUGUCCACAGCCUCCUCUUGCGCAAUUGAGCCUCCUCUUCAUCUUUCUCAUCCUUAUGCUCGCCUGGAACUGGCCAGCAGCUUUUGCGCCUCUUGGCUUAUUGUGUGAGCUUGUUAGACCAGAGUACAAAUGUGGAUUUUUUUUUUUUUUCAAGCUAAGUUUGCACAUUAGCGCAUCAAAACAAAGUUAGUUAGCUGACAGCGUUUCUGUGACACCUCCAGUCUUUUUGUUGCAACAACCAGAAAGGUCCAAGUGGACGUCCUCAUGCAGUUUGCACUUUGUCCAUAAAAUACUUAAAAUGAUUUCAUUGGAAGGUAGCACAGUCUGCCCCAAGAAUUUCUGGCCUUACUAUGUUCUGGCCUUCCUAUGUGGCAACUCCAAAACGACAUUUUUAUUGUUUUUAGCUGUAACAAAAAAAAAAUAUUUGGAGCUGUUGGCGUGUGUGCGUGUGUGUGUGUACUGUAGCAUACUUACGCAAGCCGCUGAUCAAUAAAGUGUGGCUUGCCAACCCUA
Syngnathus acus (greater pipefish) is the source of this 4374-nucleotide messenger RNA. It is a transcript of the gene dctn1b, whose product is annotated as dynactin 1b. NCBI's taxonomy places the organism in Eukaryota, Metazoa, Chordata, Actinopteri, Syngnathiformes, Syngnathidae. The transcript has 32 exons. Gene Ontology annotation, biological process: establishment of mitotic spindle orientation; nuclear migration. Gene Ontology annotation, cellular component: spindle pole; kinetochore; axon. The coding region runs from base 111 to 3890 and encodes 1259 amino acids. The record is from RefSeq and is a predicted model, not a curated record.